CACAAAACUGGUACAAGCACACUGAAACUCUUAAAGUGGAAACCGGCUACCAUUACCACUUUUGGACUUUAGUUUUCAGAUAACACACACUUACCGCACUUCCCUCUUAGAUAACGGUGGCGCCCCUUUUAUUAUUACCGGCUAUUCAGGUCACCCUCUUCCUUGCUCUCUCACUCUCUAUAUAUAUCUUAAAUUAAAAUCCAAACAUCCCAUCGAUAUUUCCCAGUGACUGUUUUUUUAUACUUUCGGAUUCACAUUCAACCCGACCCGAUUCUAUUGUUUGAGAACACAGAGAGAGAGAGAUGAUACUGGUGGCGAUUGUGGCUGAGGUGCUGGAGGAGUACACGGCGUUGCUGGCGAGGGUGGUGGAGCAAGUUUUCCGUUCCGCGCCUGUACCGCGACGGGUUCGUUUUCUGAUCCUCCAUAGCCUUCCCUUUGCUUCUUCUCGCCCUAGGAGGAUUCGAGAUCCUCCCCCUGCAUAUUAGUUCUUCCUUCUUCUUCUUCUUUUCUUCAGUUUUUUCUUUUUUUUGGGUGUAAUUUUGUGAGUGAUGGUGGCUCUCCAUCUUUGUGUGCCAUUAUCGAGCUUGUGUAAAUUUUUUUUGUUUUUUUAUUUUUGUGCAUGUGACUAAGGAUACAUCGAGUUUUCGGUAGAUCCUUCAUCUGGUGGCAUUUGGCAUUUGUUUUAUUUUUGGGUUUGAUGUUUCUAAUUACAAAUGAUAGAAGUUAUCUCAUUUUUUUGAGAAAGACACACUAAAUAAAAAUCA
Molecule: messenger RNA, 764 nt
Organism: Gastrolobium bilobum
Lineage: Eukaryota; Viridiplantae; Streptophyta; Magnoliopsida; Fabales; Fabaceae
Exons: 1
Coding region: 303-485 (60 amino acids)
Source: RefSeq, a predicted model, not a curated record